Molecule: messenger RNA, 2147 nt
Organism: Ectocarpus sp. CCAP 1310/34
Lineage: Eukaryota; Phaeophyceae; Ectocarpales; Ectocarpaceae
Source: the annotation of a GenBank genome assembly
AUGCAGCCUUUCAGCACGGUAGACCCGGCGGACGCUCACUGCCCUCACAUGGACAGGCCAGAGGAUACCUGGCCCACAAGCGCCUGGGGUGCGCUUGCCAACGCGUCUGUCGACCUCCACACCAGCCUGCCUACGAACGCCUGGUGGGAGAACAUCGUGCUUGGCUUCCCGUCGCAGGAAACGAGGUCGAACAACAUCGUCGUGAUUCCCUACACUUUCGAUGUCGCGGGGGACACUGCCGGCCUGAGGGUACACUUUCCCCAGGUGGUCGCCUCUGACCUGAUCGUUCAGACAACCUUCGACUGGCGGCACGCGCUCCAGCUUGGCUGUGUGGAAAAGGUCACCGAUCACUACAUCACCCAGCCGGGACCCCUCUCUGUGACGCUUAACUGGGACGUGGCGGCCGGGGCUACGAGCACGGGGGCUCCGGCUAUGAGUGUCCCCGCCGUGCGCGGUUCUCCGUACGCUACGAUGGAAUAUCGCGGGGUUCGUCCCGUUAUUUCUGCUCGCCAGGAAGUCACGCAGCUCGUGGUCGACGGCGAGCGGCUUUCCCUCUCCUCUGGCUGCGAGAACGGGACCUCGGUGCACGUGGAACGGGAGGUGGAGAUCAUCUUCUCCGGCGGAGCGGUUAGCAGCGAUGACACCUGGCUCGUCUUCGUCUCCCACCCGGCGGAGUUUCUGUGCAGCUCUUGGUUCGCCAUGGAGCGCGGGGAGCCCCCCACCCCGGGCGCCGUCGGCGCUUGGCAGAGCAUGCCUCGAUUUAGGCUCGAGGCCGUCCGCGCGGUGUCGGAAGAAGAAGGCGGUGUGGUCCGCGCGGCCAUGGUCAACUCGUGCACGUCGGGCACAAGCAACAGGUGCACGAAGCCCGGGGAACCCGAUGACAGGGAGGACUAUGCCAAGCUGCUGCGGGCGCAUGCUGAGGUUUAUCCCACGGGACAGGCCAGAGUGUCGUACUCUUCAAGCAGUCUCGACUGGAUCGAAGACGCCCUUCAGGGCGACGUCGCCCAGACGACCGACACAGCUAGGUUGGCGGGAGACACACAAAAAUCUGCCAGGACCGCCCCUGCCUUGGCGGGCGCAAGCUCCAAACUCCACGCCGAACAUGAAGGCGACGGUGCCGAGGAAGAGGGAUACCUGAGGUUCCUGUGGGCCCCGAAGCGGAUGGACGGCAAACCGGUCGUCGCAGUGGACCCCGCAGCAGCAGCAACAGCAGCAGGGGACGAUGGUGGUAGCGAUAGCGGCGAAAGAAACAGCAGCGGCGGCGACAGCGACAGCGCUGACGAGGGUGCCGACAGCCCGCCGCUAAUAAUGUUCGCGUUGCUGCACCACCGACAGGUUUUCACAGCUGCGGACGGGCUCACCGACAUCGGAACACCCUCGCUACACGGCCAGGCAGAGGUGGCCAUAGGCAACGAGUGGAGCAUGAAGGUCGCCCUUCCUCCCGUGUCUUUCGGGGUGGGACGGCCUGUCCGCGAGGAGAUGGUCGCCGACGUUAAUGAGGCUCUGGACGAAGACGUGAAGUACGAGAUGCCUAAGAACUAUCUCAGAGGGGAGGGAGACAGUGAGUUUGCCGCAACAAGGCAGUGUUCGGUGUUGUUCGAUGCAGCCGAUAGAUCCGCACGGCAGCUUCAGCGAAUCAGGAGGAACAUACCCCGCAAGUACGAACGUGAUAUUCACACUCUGAACCUCUUGUGCGAGGGCAGCAGGUCAUGAGAAAAUAGGUGGCAUUCAAUCUGGUUCACGACGACAUACAUCAAAAGCAAACACGGGAUGGGCGACGAUUUGUUGUGUAACGGCGAAACACUCUUUGCAGCUUCAGUAAAAGCUUUCUUGAGUGAACGAUGCGUCCUUUUUUUUGGGAGGGGGGGGGGGGCUUCACUUCAAAUAAGCGCUCACAGCACUGGUGUUGCCGUUUACUCCAACCCGUGGUCACACAGAAGAGCCCCUCUCUACCCUCCCCUCCUGCGGUACUUUGCCUUCGAUUUUUAGUGCGAGAAGAGUUCAGCACUCUCUUUCCUCUGUGUACACACGAACUAGCGCUAUCCACUAGGCCAGGAGCGGAAGCGAGAGAAAAACUCACUUUGCAAGAAAAGCUCGCUUACGCCGGGAUUCGAACCCCUGAACUGACCUCUAGAAGGUUUCGAGGU